Molecule: messenger RNA, 1643 nt
Organism: Panonychus citri (citrus red mite)
Lineage: Eukaryota; Metazoa; Arthropoda; Arachnida; Trombidiformes; Tetranychidae
Product: NAD kinase-like
Exons: 7
Coding region: 297-1364 (355 amino acids)
Biological process (GO): NAD+ metabolic process; NADP+ biosynthetic process
Molecular function (GO): NAD+ kinase activity
Source: RefSeq, a predicted model, not a curated record
UUAAUUGUGUUGAUUGUUUUCCACUUUAAUUGAUUGAGAAUUUUAUUUCAUUUUAAUUUCCUCCUUUCGUCCUAAAGUCUUUCAAUGACCAUCAAUAUCUUUGUCCAUCCAACUGACCGUCGUUCAUAUUUUGUAUAAUCACUUAAUUGUUGUUCACCUUUGUGAGUUAAUUGUAAAACAUUAUUAUUACGACUUGAAUUGAUUUGAUCAAAUUGAAAUUUGCUUCCGAAAAUCCUUGAAUCAACAACAGUAAUAACAAUCUAAUUACCUGACAAUUAGAUUAACCGAUUAGGACUAUGCACAAUCAACGAUUAAAUUGGCCUGAACCUCCGAAAAAUGUUCUUGUUAUCCAUAAGAUUCACGAUUCCAGUAUUUUACCGAGUUUCAUUCAGUUAACUCAAUGGCUUUUAGUGGAUAAGCAAAUGGUUGUUCUGGUUGAACACAAUUUACUUAAAGAUAUACGAAAUCGAGGUGAACCAUUGUUUAAACAGUUUCGAGAUAAACUGAUAACCUUUGAGGUUGAUCGAAAUGGCCGUGGUUUGGACCAAGAGGUUGACCUGGUCAUCUGUUUGGGAGGUGAUGGGACACUUUUAUAUGCAUCCUCGCUUUUCCAGAGCAAGGUUCCACCGGUCAUGGCAUUUCACUUCGGAUCGCUUGGAUUUCUAGCUCCGUUCGAGUUUGAAUCGUUUAAGCAACAAGUAACCAAAGUUAUCGAAGGUAAAGCUGGUGUUACCUUGAGAAGUCGAUUGUCAUGUUGUGUUCGUAAACAGGAAACUGAAAUUGAAACGAUUGUUGACCAAUCCAAUCAAUUUGUUGUUCUCAAUGAAGUUGUUCUUGAUCGUGGCUUAUCACCUUUCCUUUGUAACCUUGACCUUUAUAUUGAAGGUAAAUAUAUAACAACCGUUCAAGGUGAUGGUUUAAUUGUAUCAACACCGACUGGAAGUACUGCUUAUGCAGUAGCCGCUGGAGCUUCAAUGGUCCAUCCAAGUGUCCCAGCGAUUAUGGUUACACCAAUUUGUCCACAUUCCUUAUCAUUCCGUCCGAUUGUAGUUCCAGCAGGAAUUCAACUUAAAAUUCUGGUUUCCAAAGAUUCUCGAGGUCCAGCAUGGGUCUCAUUUGAUGGACGAAAACGACAAGAAUUGAAUUUGGGUGAUGAGUUAAAUGUCACCACCUCAGUUCAUCCAGUUCCAUCGAUUUGUUUCAAAGAUCCAAUGAGUGACUGGUUUUCCAGUUUAGGUGAAUGUCUUCAUUGGAACGAGAGGAAAAAACAACAUCCAAUUGUUUUCUAUGAUAAUCUUGACUUCGCAGAGACCGAACACAAUAAUUCCCAUAAAAUCCUUCAAAAUGGAAACGAUAAACGAUGAACCACCGGAGACCAAGUUGUUCACUAAAUUACCUGAGAAAUCAAGAAAAAAAAAGUUUCGAAAAGAAAAAAAUUAGUAAAAAUAUUUACGAAAUAAACAAUAUAUUCAAUGUAUUAAUACUUACAAGUUUUUUUAUUAGGAUUAAUUAUGGAAAUGAACAGUUGGGAUUAACAAGAUUUCAAUAGAGCUCACCAACAUGAUGAUUAAUUAAUCAUCUAAAUUGCAUUUUCUUUUUAGCGAUAAACAAUAAACUCAAAAACGAUUCUCUUUUUUUGCUAA